UCCGCGCGCACGCCGGUGCCGGCAGGCUGGCUUAACGACGUUGCGCUCCGUGACCUUGCACUCGGUGUUGGCCACGCCGUCUGCGUAGACGCUCGAGGCGACGUCUACCAAUGGGGCUCAACCUUUUCGUCGGACGCAUCUGAACCCAAGGCAACUUUGAAGGGCAAAAACAUCACUUCCAUCCAGCUGACCCCAAACCGAGUGUAUGCGCUCUCCUCCUCCGGAGCCAUCUACGUCCUCUCCUCGUCCGCCGCAAAGCAAUCGCUACCCGCAGGCGUACCGACUCCUGCAAGCACGCCGUGGUGGAGCACCGGGUGGAUAUGGGGCGAAGAACAGGCCGGGAGCGGGCUCGUCGAUUUUAUCGAGCUCAAGCCCGACACCUCUCUGGACCGCAAAGAAAAGUAUGUUCCUCUGCACAUCUUGGGAGAGAGACAUCUGUUCACGAGCAUCUCGGCUGGCACGGACCACCUGCUAGCGCUCACCUCCAGCGGACGCACGUUCGCCCACCCGGCCUCGAUGAAAGCCAAUUCGAAUGGUCAGCUAGGCCUGUCCUCCAUCGACGUACCCGUCUCGGUUACGAACCUCACACCGGACUCAACACUGACGGAUGAAGAGAAGGCGAAGAAGAAGGCCAUCAAGGAGCACCUCAAGGUGGAACUGCCGAAAGCCGGCGUCGACCUGAGGGCGGUCAACUCGCCUUACAACCGCGCACCCUAUGCGCCGGAUUACGAUGACAAGGACAAGGGGAAGAAGAAGGAGCUGGUUAUCGACGACUCUGAUAUCCGGUUCUGUGACAAACUGUACGAGAUUCCCGCACUUAGGGGCGUUCCGGUUGCGCAGGUUGUUGCUGGUGGGCGUCACAGCUUCAUCCGCACGGACGGCGGUCGAGUGUUGGGCUGGGGUGCGAACGAGUAUGGACAGAUUGGCCUUGGCGGAACAGUGUUGGUGCAGAGCAUCACCCGCCCCACGGAGGUCAUUCCCAUCCCGGCCACAUUGAGGAAGAACAGCACCAGUAAAGUGCUGGACGUUAAUGCCGGUGCCGACUUGAGCAUGUUUACUGUUGAGCGCCGAGACGGCACCGGGAUGACCCUCGUCGACGUCACCGCCUGUGGAAACGGGCAGUACGGCGGACUGGGCAGCGGACUCUUCAGCAACGCCCAGAGCACGCCGAUUCGCGUCAAGAACAUCUCCGGGUUACUCGAAUACGAUGAGGCGACGAAGAGCUUGGAGCCCAUCGCGCCGCACGCCAUAUCCAUCGCACCUACCGGCGCGCACGUCUUCUGCUCCCUGGAGACUCACGAGCGCUCUGGACCCCGCGCCGGCGCUCAACAGGUCGGCGGCAGGGACCUGCUCAGCUGGGGCCUGAACUACGAUGGACAGCUUGGCAACGGGAAGAAAAACACGGUGCCAGUGCCGACGCAGAUGCAUCUUCCGGCGAGCAAGGGAUUGAUCGCAGGGCCGGAAGCACAGGGCGCGAGGUUCAUGCUACGGAAGCGCAAGGCUGACGUGGUGCGGGACAUGAGCGGGAAGGUGUGGAAGAAGGGCGUGGAUGUGGAGCAGGUGGCAGUUGCUGGUGAUGGAUGCGGUGUGGUUUAUUGGAAACUGUGUUGA
Messenger RNA from Punctularia strigosozonata HHB-11173 SS5, 1611 nucleotides. RefSeq names its product RCC1/BLIP-II. NCBI's taxonomy places the organism in Eukaryota, Fungi, Basidiomycota, Agaricomycetes, Corticiales, Punctulariaceae. The transcript is spliced from 8 exons. The record is from RefSeq and is a predicted model, not a curated record. Gene Ontology annotation, cellular component: mitochondrial inner membrane. Gene Ontology annotation, biological process: mitochondrial respiratory chain complex III assembly. The annotation marks the transcript as partial.